AUGAUAAAUUUAAUUACAGACGAGAUAAUGGACGAUUUACAAUGCUUGUAUAUUUAUUACGCAAACAAUGAUCUUACAGAAACACGACAUAUUGUAAAUCAUAUGGACAUCGUGUCUGAUGGACGCAAGAAAAAUCUGAAUCUAAACAUACAUCUGGUGUUCAGGUAUUUAGAUGUAUCAUUAAUGACAUUAGCUACUUUUAUAAAUACCGCAUAUCAGCCUCCCGGAUGGAUGGUCCUAGUAGUUCUAUAUUUGGAGAAAGUACUCUAUUUAUUUGAAAACAUGGAUUUAUUUAAAACUGAAACAACAAAAAUACUAAAAAUUAUAAAAACUGCUUUUGAUCUAUGCAACCCGAAUAUAGAAAAAUCUAAAAUACUGGAUAUACCAUUAGAAAAUUUACAGGUAGGAGUUCAAUAUAAAAAUAUUAAAUUAUAUACACGUUGGCAACGUGAAAUAACUGGAAUGAAAAUAAUUGACCCUACACGUAGUGAAUAUGUAUCAAACAUGUAUUCAAAUUUAAUUCAAAUAGAGUAUUUACUUGAUUUUAACGCGAAAAACUUGAACUAUUUAAAUCCAAUUGACUUUCACGAAUUUCAUCCUUCAAAAUGGCUAUUAUUCACCAGUAUUGAAUUAAAAGAAGACGCAGUUGAGACACUUUAA
Cinara cedri is the source of this 660-nucleotide messenger RNA. Lineage: Eukaryota; Metazoa; Arthropoda; Insecta; Hemiptera; Aphididae. The record is from the annotation of a GenBank genome assembly.